Talaromyces marneffei is the source of this 2229-nucleotide messenger RNA. RefSeq lists its product as uncharacterized. Lineage: Eukaryota; Fungi; Ascomycota; Eurotiomycetes; Eurotiales; Trichocomaceae. The transcript is spliced from 5 exons. The record is from RefSeq and is a predicted model, not a curated record. Gene Ontology annotation, molecular function: damaged DNA binding; protein binding. Bases 1 to 2229 code for a protein of 742 amino acids. Gene Ontology annotation, cellular component: Mre11 complex. Gene Ontology annotation, biological process: double-strand break repair via homologous recombination; mitotic G2 DNA damage checkpoint signaling.
AUGUGGGUACUCGAGUCGGAUGGAGAUCUGCUCGAAGGGAAACGUGUUUGGCUGAAGCCGGGGAAGAAAUACCUUUUCGGUCGCAUCAAGUCAGAAGGAGUCCGUCAUGUCAUCCAACAUCAGUCCAUAUCGAGAAAGCAUUUGGUGAUCGAAGUUUCGCCAGUACAGCCUGGCGACGGAGCGCACGUGCACAAAAAGUCAAAGCUUACAGUCACCGACCAAGCAUCAAAAUGUGGAACGACUGUCGACGGCGUGCAGAUUAAAGGGUCAAGCUCAGUUCUGACCGAGGAUGAACAUGCGAUUCAACUGGGAAAAUAUUCACAAGCACUGAAGAUAAAGUGGCAUCCCGUCGUACUCAGUUUCUCCUUUUCUACGAAAGAGCUCAAAGCAAAAGAUCCUCUCGGGCCUGUGCGAAAUCGUCUCGAAGAACUCGAUAUCAAAACAAUAAUUCCCUACGUCGAUAAGACCACGCACGUUGUACAAAAUAAAAGAAAUACUGCGAAGGGACUGCAGGCUUUAAUCAAUGCGAAGUAUAUCGUUAGCGAUUCCUACCUCGACGCGCUUGUUUACGCCGCCACCCCAGGUGACCUGGAGACUACGGAAUCCCUUUCACCAUUAGAAAUUGAUUUCGAUGCACACUGGCCGGAUGCUAAUCAGCACCUUCCUCCCGCUGGCAAAGAACCUGUACAGAGACCAGCCGAAGCCUUUGCUCCAAAUCCGGACCGAGUGCGAGUCUUCGAGGGCUAUACGUUCGUGUUUUGCGAUCCCAGCCAAUUCGAAAACCUAUCGCAACCAAUCAACAAUGGGCAUGGGAAAUCAUUGCUUUUCAACGUACAGAAUGGAGAGACCACUGCAGAAGAGCUGUUGCAAUUUAUACGGAGCACCGGAGGAGAGAAGGACUUCGACAACCAGGGGAAUGGCGAAGGCGGGGUUGUAUUGGUGAGGUUCAGAGCGAAAGGAUAUGAAGAUUGGUCUAUAGAAUUAGGCAAUCAGGUUGCUUUGAGGAUGGAUCAGCGUGUCAUCGAGCAAAGCGAGUUUCUCGAUGCGAUUCUUAAUGUUGAUGCCACAUCGCUAUGUCGUCCUUUGCCUCGUGAGGAGUCGUCUAGUGUCCUCGAACCCCCGAAAAGAGGGAAUGUUCGGCAACGCGUGGUGGACGAUAUUCCAGCCCCAGAAACCGAUGCCUCUCAAGAGCUUGCUACUCAACAGGAAGAUACUACGGUCGUAGAACAGACACAGACACAAAGCAAACGGGCCGCUCGAUCACAAAGCCGACCUUUCGUCAGUAGAAUGAAGAAGUUUGAUGACGGUUUUGACAUGGAAGCAGUGCCAGUUUACCACUUUGACCCAGUCGAUGUCACCGAGGAUACCUUUGAGCCUGUGCCAGACCAUGCAUCCAAACCGUCACAACAGCCGUCCGUGUCGUCAAUGAGAGUAGAAGAACGAGAGGAAGAUGAUGAUAUGGCCGGCCUUCUUCCAGGGGCAAGCGCAAUGAAGCGCCGGAGGGUGGAGAGUGGUUCUCACUCGUCCCGUGGCCAGGCAGUAAAGGAAGAAGCACCGAAACCGAAACGGCAGAAAGUGGAUGUUAUGGCCGAAGCUCGCCGCCAUCGUGAAGAAGAGGAAGCAGCUGCCCAAGAACGAAAACAAGAGGCCGAAAUCACCUUUCAAGAGGCCCUUGAAGGAAUGACCGUCGAGGAUAUGAAGAAACUUGUCAUUGUCGAGGAGUAUGAAGUUCCCAUACGCGAAAAAGAACCCGUAACAGUUGAUAAGACUGAUCGGUGGGAUGAGCGUUGGAAUGGUCGCAAGAAUUUCAAGAAGUUCCGGCGAAAAGGUGAUCCUUCCGUUGCUAGAUCUCGUAUUCAAGCGGUUAUUCUGCCCUUGGAUGAAGUCAGGCAUAAGGAUUACGGCGUUGGUGACCACUAUUGGGAGGAUAACGAGCGAGAAGACAGCCCAGAACCGAUUUUUAGUCGCACUAGUCAGCAACGGACCACUCAAAAGUCUUCUAGUCGCACAGGCAGUCAGGUUUCUAUGGCGAUCUCGGAGGAACCAGCCACUGGGUCCUCAGUCAAUCGUGCACGCUCUCAGGCCUCGCAUGUCUCAGCAACGCCCACAACACAACCAAGUCAACGCGUUGGCCAAAAGAGGACGAGGGAGCCUCGGCCCAUGAGCGACGACGAAGGCCACAGUGGCGACGAGGAACUUCGAUUCAAAUUCCGUAGGAGACGGAAGUAG